CCCCCCCAUUCCCCACCCCCAACACACACCAGCUCACCCCUCCCCUGAACGACAGCUGACGACGGAGAGCGAGUAGGGCCGAGUCCCCGGGCGGCCUGUCCGAGACGAGCUGUUUUCUGUGGAAACAACACGUGUUUCCUGUCAUCAUGGCAAGAGAAGGAGCAGGGUCCCCAUCAAAAUUUUCAUGCAAAAUCAUGACCUUCUACCCCACAAUGGAAGAGUUUAAGAAUUUUUCUAAGUAUAUUGCAUACAUGGAGUCUCAAGGUGCACACAGAGCAGGUCUUGCAAAGGUGAUUCCACCAAAGGAUUGGAAACCCAGAAGAAAUUACAACAACAUCGAUAACUUGAUUAUUCCUGCUCCAAUUCAGCAAAUGGUUACUGGACAGUCGGGCCUUUUUACUCAGUAUAACAUACAGCAAAAACCGUUGACAGUAAAGGAGUUCAGAAAGCUGGCUAAUAAUGAUAAAUACUGCACUCCAAGAUACCUAGAUUAUGAAGAUCUUGAACGCAAAUACUGGAAAAAUUUGACCUUUGUAGCACCAAUCUAUGGAGCAGAUGUCAGUGGUAGCCUCUAUGAUGAGGAUGUCGAUGAGUGGAAUAUUAGUCAUUUGAAUACAAUUUUAGAUGUGGUGGCAGAAGAAAGCGGGAUUGCUAUUGAAGGUGUGAACACGCCCUAUUUGUAUUUUGGUAUGUGGAAAACUACUUUUGCUUGGCACACAGAAGAUAUGGAUCUAUACAGCAUUAACUACCUACAUUUUGGAGAGCCAAAAUUUUGGUACGCAGUACCUCCAGAGCAUGGGAAAAGGCUGGAGCGACUCGCACAAGGCUUCUUUCCAAGUAGUUCACAAGGAUGUGAUGCUUUCCUACGUCACAAGAUGACCCUUAUAUCUCCAUCAAUAUUAAAGAAGUAUGGGAUUCCUUUUGACAAGGUAACACAAGAAGCAGGACAAUUCAUGAUCACUUUUCCAUAUGGCUACCAUGCUGGCUUCAACCACGGAUUCAACUGUGCUGAGUCAACAAACUUUGCCACAAUUCGAUGGCUUGAUUAUGGAAAAAUUGCUAAACAAUGCACAUGUAGGAAGGACAUGGUUAAGAUAUCCAUGGACAUCUUCGUAGAAAAAUUUCAGCCAAGUCGAUAUUCACUUUGGAAACAAGGAAAGGAUUUUCAAACCAUUGAUCACACAAAACCCACUCCAGAAUCAACUCCCGAAUUGGAGAAUUGGCAAAAGCAAAGAAAAGUAACUCAGAGGAAAUCUGGAACUUCUGUGAAAAGUGUCUAUCAGUUCAGAACUCGAUCUAAAAAGAUAAAAUGUCCAGUUGAUGAAAAUAUGUUCAGUGGUCCUGUGGCCAAAGAAACAACUGCAGCAGAGCCUCUUACAGAUGGUAUCAAUGUCGAUGAAAACUCUAAUGGACAAGUGAAGAAACAGGAGUCUGGCCAUGUUGUUAUAAUGAGUCCUGAAAAAGAAAGUUGUAAGAAAAUGCAGUUGGAUCAGACAACAUUGGAUAAAGAUCUGUCAUCAGACAAUUUCCAAGCAGAAUCAGUGUCCAGACUUGACAGCACCAAGUGUAGAAAUAAAGCUAAUGGAAAGAGGAAAGCGACUGACUGUUUUUCAUUAACACCAAUAACCAAACAUGAUACAGUUGACAUCACUUCAGAAUGUAUGGACAAUACAAAUCUUGGCCUUAAAGUCAAAUGGGAGAGCAAGUGUUCAGAGAAGUCCAAGGAGACGGAUGCAUUCGUUAGGAAGGAGCAGUUGUGUCAGAACACUUUCGAAGAUGUUGCCGCAGAAAUGCAACACAGUUACUGGAAAGGAUGUGAAACGAGUAGUGUCUCCACUGAGGAGGAAUCCAGUGAAACUGAGAGUGAAGAGAAUGGCUUGGAGCCUGGAGAAGUACCAAGUUUUCCAGAGCAGUUCACCAGAAGUGUCGGGAAAAAGAAAUCAGCCAAGUGUCGACGACAUCCAUUAUGCAAACCGCCAACUAGAUCCCCUUCAACUCUAGUCAAGGAAGAAUUGGUUAGUGAUGAAGAAUGGAUUGAUCCAACAUUAAAUGAAGAAGAUAUAAAUGAAACACAGCCUUGGGCCAAACCUCUUGUCCAUUUGUGGCAGAGUAAACUGCACAAUUUCCAAGCAGAGAAGGAAUAUAAUGAAGUUGUCUCGAAAAUGGAACCAUAUUGUGCGAUUUGUUCACUUUUCUUUCCUUAUUACCAGCCCGAUCAAUCCUUGGAAAUGAAAUCUCAAAUCGAAUCUAAUUCAGCAGAAGUGUCACCAUCCAAGCAACAUAAAUCAAAACCCCUUAUUCCGGAAAUGUGCUUUGCAUGCAGUGAAGAAAAUAAUGAAUUUUACCCUACAAAUUCAUUUAUUAAUGAAGAUGGAACUAGUUUGCUGAUAUCCUGUGCAAAGUGCAGUCUACAAGUUCAUGCAAGUUGUUAUGGUGUUCCGUUUCAUGAGAUCCAUGAUGGUUGGACUUGUUCUCGUUGUAUAAUUGGCGCAUGGUCCGCAGAUUGUUGUCUCUGCAAUUUGAGGGGUGGUGCACUUAAACAGACUACCGAUAAUAGGUGGGCUCACGUGAUGUGUGCUGUUGCAAUCCCAGAAGCAAGAUUUGUGAAUGUAGUUGACCGCAGUCCAGUGGAUGUUACCAGGAUACCUUUGCAAAGAUUGAAGCUAAAAUGUGUUUUCUGCAGGAAGAGAGUUAAGAAGACUUUGGGUGCUUGUAUUCAGUGUUCGUAUGGGCGUUGCCCAACAUCCUUCCAUGUAACCUGUGCCCAUGCAGCAGGAAUCGUAAUGGAAGCAGAUGACUGGCCAUACAUCGUCCUCAUCACAUGCUUCAGACACAAGACAAAUUCGAGAGUGAAAAACAAACCACCAUUCCAAGACUUAGCAAUUGGACAAACAGUUAUCUCGAAGCACAGGAAUGGAAGGUAUUACAGUUGUGGAGUUACCAGAGUUUCCUCACAAACUUUCUACGAGGUCAUAUUUGAUGAUGGUUCUUUUAGUGAUGAUCUGUUUCCAGAGGACAUUGCUUCGGUCCUCCUUAUCCAUGGGUUCCGCAUGCACAGAUUCAACCAACCACAGAUCAGGAAAACCCGGACGUUCUCUCUCCAGCACUCACUGUUUGAGCAUUGUUCACCUCGCAUCUUGUUCGGUCACUGCUUUGUUUCUGUAAAAAAAUGGCUCCUGAAAAGCAAUUGAGUGGUCAAAGCAAUUCCUCAAAGGCUAAGAGGGAGCGUAAAGUGCUAUCUCUGGCCAAGAAAGUAGAAAUCUUAGAUCUUUUGAAAAGUGGCAUGUCGCUUGUCGAAGUGGUCCUCAGCCCUCAACCUCCACAGAUCCUGACUUUAGUAUUAUUGAGCCUCCCCCAAAGCGUCCUUAUUCCCUAAACGGUACAGUGUAACAACUAUUUACAUAACAUUUCCAUUAUAUUAGGUAUUAUAAGUACUGUAAUUUAGAGAUGAUUAAAAAUAUUACACCUUUGAGCAUUGUUUGCCUUGUGUCUCAUUCGUUCGCUACUUGUGUUGUGAGUGAGAGGAAGGAGUUUGAGGCUAGUAAGGGAUGCUGGCUAGCUAUGUAAAGCGCUACAGCCUCAAGAACUUAAAGAUCACGGGAGAAUUGGGAUUGACUGAUGCCGAGCCAGCAUCAGCAUUCCCAAAAGAUCCACGAUGGUUGCAUCUGUACUGAACAUGUACAGACUUUUUUCUUGUCAUUUUUCCCUAAACAAUACAGUAUACCAACUAUUUACAUAGCAUUUACAUUGUAUUAGGUAUUAUAAGUAAUCUAGGGAUGACUUAAAGUAUACAGAAGGAUGUACAUUAAGUUAUAUGCAAAAACUACGCCAUUUUAUUUCAGGGACUUGAGCGUCUGCGUUUUUUGGUAUCCGUGGGUGGUCCCGGAACCUUUCUUCCGCAGACAAGGAGGGCCAACUGUAUAUAAAUUAUAAUUAUAGUAUUGCUCUGUAAAGAUAAUUUAAUAUGAUGUUAAAAUGCAACCAUAAUACACUGGGUUAUAUCAUCCUAGAAUUCUUAUUUCUGAGCUAGCAAGGGUGAGGUAUUGUGAGAGGUAUAGAUAGGGUAGAUAGGAAAAUUUUCUGUAAAGCAGAGGUAUCUAAAGUUAGAAGGCAUAGGUUAAGGCAAAGUAAGUGGUCUAGAGGGUAUCUGAGGAAUAACUUCACCUACGUGGUGGUUGGAAUCUAAAACACAGUAUGUAUGUGUGUGAUGGAACAUAAAAUAGCGCAGCACAGUACGGGCUCUUCGGUACACGGUGACCUUUGAAACCACUUCCAAGAUCACUCUAAUGUUUCUCUCCUACAUAGCUUUCAUUUUUCUUUUAACAAAGUGUCCAGGCACUCAUCAUCCAGGCAAUGGCAUCUCUUCGCUACUAUCAUUGCACAGGUGGUACAGAGACCUUAGGUCUAAUACCACCAGGUUCAGGAGCAGUUAUUACCCUACAACCAGAUGCUAAACCGGCAUGGACAACUUCAAUCAUCACUAUUAUGAAUUGAUUAUUCUACGACCUUUGGACUCAUUUUCAAAGACCAUUUACAACUUAGGUUCUCUGUUCUCAGUAUAGUUUAGUUUUGCACAGUUUGUCUUUUGCACAUUAGUUUUGACAGUCUUUGUUUAGGUAUAAUUUUUCAUAAAUUUCUAUUGUAUUUCCUUUUUCCUCUAAAUGCUUGCAAGAAAAUGAAUCUCAAGAUAAAAGUUUAGGGACUUUGAUAAUAAAUUUACUUUGAACUUUAAGCCCACCUGAACACUUUGCUGGGGUGCCUAGAUUUCCCACUGGUUGUCUGGAGUGAUCUAAAGGCAUCCAACUAAUUCAUCUUCUUUCCUGUGUUCAGUAUAUUAGGUACUGAAUGCAAUUUAAAGAAUUUAUUCUGACAAAUAUUUUAGCUUGAUCUCCUUUUAUUAAACAACUGCCUCAUUUAAACACAGGAUAUGGAAAGUGGUCUCAGAGGAGCCUAACUCAUAGAGGGAAGUUAGACAAAUGACUCCUUGACUGAUGACUUCCUGCUGGCAUUCCACCUCCAAAGGAUUAACAGAGAUUCCUAAUUCCUGAAAUAGUUUCUGCCUGAAUAUGAUGGAUACACACUUGGCAAACGUAUUUAUCAGAUGAAACCUGCAUAUUUCAUAUAACUGAACUGAGUAUUUACCUACGGUCUCUACCAAUACUCUUAGCUUUUAUCAAUGAACUUCCACUUGUCAUCAUUCAGUAAAGUACAUUUCUUCGAAUGAACUGGUCUAAAUUCACAGAUUAAUCUUGAUGUCAUGAGUGACUCCUUUUAAGGAAUUGAGCCUAUCCCAGAAUUCCAGAGAAUUUCUGUGAUAUCUUUGCCAAGGCAACUUGCUUUCUUUUUUCUUAUCUGUAGCCUCUCCCUGAGUAAUUGCCCAUCCUACAACCAUAAGUUUGAAAUUCAUGAGUUUUUGACAGAAAUGUUGGGUUUCAGAGAUAUUUUGAUGACCUUGUGCACAAAUCAUGAAAACUUAAUUUAUGGGUUUAGCAAGCCAAUUAGGAAAGUAAUUGGUGUAUUUUUGUUUGAUGGCAUCCAUUCAGGUUAUUUCGAAAUAUAUGAAAAUAGUAAAGAAGAGAAAAAUGCAGAAUAUAGUGAUACAUGUACAGAGAAAGUGAAGUAAAGGUAAACAUAUAGAAAAUAAGGGCCAUAAUGAGGUAGGCUGAAGGAUUAAUAGCUCAUCUUUGUUGUAUAAAAGGUCUGUUCAAGGAUCUUGUAAAAAUGUGUGUGAGAAGCUGUCCUCGAGCUUAGUGGUAUAUGUUCCAAGGCUUUUAAUCUUAUCUCAGAUGAUAGGGGAAAGAAGGAAGAAAUACCAGGGUGUGAGGGGUUCAUGGUUAUGGUGGCUGCUUUUCUGAAGCAACAGGAAUGUAGAUGGAGACAAUGGAGUGGAAGCUGUUUUUUAAUAAUUGCUUGUCUGUUCACAACUCUGCAAUAUCUUGUGGUCUUGCUAGAGCGGUUGCCAAACUGGAUAGGAUGUUUCUAAUGGUGCAUCUACAAAAAUUGUGAGAUCUGAUCAGGUUUAUUUAUUUUAUUUGUUUUGCAUAAAAUCUGUGAGUGAAUUUUAUUCUGUAUCUCAACUUUUUGAGUGGUGAUUAGUGAAUUUCUGUAUAUCUUAUUGCUAUAAAGCGUGAUUUACCUGUAAAUGGAUUCAGUAUGUGAAACCACUGAAACUAGCUCAUAGUUUGUAAUAUUCUAGUCAGAUACAUAAACGUGUCCGUCCACUAUGCAGCAUUAAUACUACCUUUGAUUUUGUGUCAUCAAGAAUUUUGUGAUACUCUGCAUUGACCCAAAUGACAGCUAACUUUGUGUUGCAUUGCAAGAUAUGGUCAUUGUUGUGAGUUUUCAUAAUGAAGAAACAGAUUAGACAUUAGCCAAAAGCAAAAUACUAAAUAUACUAUAAUCCAAUAUAAUAGCAGAAAUUGUCGGAAAUAUUCAGCAAAUCAUAUAUCUGUGAAGAUGAUCCAACAAGAAUUCUAUUGAGUAUUGCCAGCAUUUCUGCCUUUUUUAAGGCAUUAGCAAAGUUGAAUAGGAUGACUGACCUUUUACAAAGAUUCAGUAAGACACUGUACUUCUCAUUUCUUCACCUGAAGCUUUUAUGUAACUUCAGUUGUUGGAUUGCAUCUUUUGCCUCAGUGUUUUUAGUCUUUGCUUGAGGAUAUUUUAAGGGCUUGAAUGAAAGUGAUACUGAGGCAGAGAAAAGCUGGUAGUAUGAUAGGUUACAGUAAUAGCAUAGUCAUUAUCUUUUCAUAGGAACAAAUUGUAUGCAGAUGUUCAACAAUCAAAACUGUUGUUGGUAAAUAAUUAAUCCAUCAUUUCUGAAUAUUAGACAGUAAUGCCUCUUUCAUUGUUACCUUUAAAAUUUCACUUUAAUUCUGUGAAUCAAUGUUAAGAGUGGCAUGUUUACCUCAACAAAAGCAUGUUAUUUU
This is a messenger RNA of Hypanus sabinus (Atlantic stingray), 6926 nucleotides long. Its product is annotated as lysine-specific demethylase 4C-like. NCBI's taxonomy places the organism in Eukaryota, Metazoa, Chordata, Chondrichthyes, Myliobatiformes, Dasyatidae. Gene Ontology annotation, cellular component: nucleus. Gene Ontology annotation, molecular function: histone H3K9 demethylase activity; histone H3K36 demethylase activity. The transcript has 20 exons. Gene Ontology annotation, biological process: chromatin remodeling. The coding region runs from base 147 to 3191 and encodes 1014 amino acids. The record is from RefSeq and is a predicted model, not a curated record.